AAGAUCUUAGCAUCUCCUCACCGCCGAUCGCCCGCAGUUCCCGUCGAGGCUGGCGGUUGGUUUCUUAGCCUGCCAUUCGGCGUCGCUCGACUCCCUCUACUUUGUUUUGGCAACCUUCAUAAGGCCUCGGAAAACCCCCUCCCGCCAAACUGAGCGCCUUAUCCCGCCCGUCUUCGUUUCUCUCUCCGGCAGUUUGAGACACUCGAGGAAGCUGCCAAAAAGGCAGAGUUGGCUCCCAUCAAGUUCAAAGAUGCCGUGGGCCGAAAAUUUAGCUUCCCUUUUCACUUGUGCAACACCUGGCAGGGAAUGGAGGAGUUGAUUAAGCAGGCCUUCCUACAGGUUGAUGUCCUAGGUCCUCACGUCCAAGAGGGCCACUAUGACUUGAUCGGCCCUAAUGGCGAUAUCAUCCUCCCCUCUGUCUGGGAGAAGGUAGUUGAGCCGGACUGGGCCAUUACCAUGACCAUGUGGCCGCUCGACAAAGCACCACCGGUAGGCGGUCCAAAGCUUCCCCCCGGGAUGCCGCCGAUGCCGAAUAAGGACCAUCUGCCCCCAGGAAUGCCACCGCUCAACCGACCAAGACCCGGCGGCAUUGGCAUUCCUCCGCCGCCUCCUGGUUGGCUCCCAGGCGGUGGACUUGGGGGUAUUCCCCCUCCGCCUCGGGGACCGCCAGGUGUGCCUCCCGGCAUCAAGAUUGUCAACGCUGCACCACCCAAGAAGAAGAGCAGUUCAAGCAGCAGCAGCAGCAAGCAAAACACCACCAUGCUCAACUUCCUCUCUGGGAAGCCUGUGAAAAAGAAGUCAUCAAGCAAAAAAUAAUUUCACUUCCAUACGUUGUUGCAUGACUUUUUUUUGUGUUUAAUUAAAAAGAUAUGCUUUGAUUACAUUCGCGCCCUAUAUCCGAGCGACUUGAUAUUUUUCUCUUCCUGUGUUCUUUUUUCUUUCUUUCUUUCUUUCUUUCUUUCUUUUGUUUCGCCAUCUGAUUCCCAUGUUUAUGAUCCUUUUGAGCGAAAGAUUCCCCUCCUGUUUCGCUGUCCGUGGUGGUUUGGGGCUCACCGUUUCAAUGGUGGUUCGGCUUAUUCACAUCCGGUUGCAUUUUGUACUGGAGUAUGCGGCAAGGGUCUGUACGAAGGGGGAGAGUAAGAUGCGUCGAGUCCCAGGCAUGAUGAGCCCUACUUUCGUCUCAUUCAUAGCUGGCGGCUCGACAUGAGAAACGGGGAUGUAUGGCGUAUAUGGACGAUGACAUUUGGAUACUAGGGAGCAAUUGGUGAGGGUUAGACAAGGGGGGGUGGCUACGUCUGAUGAGGAUAUGAUGUAUUUACGUGUUUUGCGAAUUUUUUUUUUUUUUGCUGCAACGGAAAGCUGUUGAGCUACGCAAGCGGGGAUGGUUAGUUGUCGCAAGUCUAGAGCAUCUAUCUACCAAUAUAACCGUCUAACAUCU
Molecule: messenger RNA, 1438 nt
Organism: Trichoderma virens Gv29-8
Lineage: Eukaryota; Fungi; Ascomycota; Sordariomycetes; Hypocreales; Hypocreaceae
Exons: 4
Coding region: 307-816 (169 amino acids)
Source: RefSeq, a predicted model, not a curated record